Messenger RNA from Arabis nemorensis, 1395 nucleotides. The record is from the annotation of a GenBank genome assembly. Lineage: Eukaryota; Viridiplantae; Streptophyta; Magnoliopsida; Brassicales; Brassicaceae.
AUGGCGGAGAAGGACGCCGGAAACGUGAACGGGAAGGAGAAAGGAUCGACGAAGCGUUGGAGUUUACUGAUCGGAGCUAUAUCUGCCGUUCUUUUAGCCGUCGUGUUCGCUGUGUUUUUGAAUAUUCAGAAUUCGUCGAUUUAUGAGUUUACCGGAAAGAUAUGCAGCUGCCGUCAGGCUGAGCAGCAGAAGUACAUUGGGAUGGUCGAAGAUUGUUGUUGUGAUUACGAGACGGUGAAUCAGCUAAACACGGAAGUUUUGCAUCCAUUGCUUCAAGACCUUGUUAAGACACCAUUUUACCGAUAUUUCAAGGUUAAACUAUGGUGUGAUUGCCCGUUUUGGCCUGAUGAUGGCAUGUGCCGGUUAAGAGAUUGUAGUGUUUGUGAAUGUCCUGAAAGCGAGUUCCCUGAACCGUUUAAGAAGCCAUUAAGCCAAUACAAUCCUGUUUGUCAAGAAGGGAAACCACAAGCUGCUGUUGACCGUACCGUAGACACGAGAGCUUUCAGUGUUUGGACAGUCACAGAUAAUCCCUGGACAAGUGAUGAUGAAACUGACAACGAUGACAUGACAUAUGUUAAUCUUCGGUUGAAUCCCGAACGGUACACUGGUUAUAUUGGCCCGUCAGCUAGAAGGAUAUGGGAGGCUAUAUACUCUGAAAACUGUCCCAAAUAUGCAUCUGAAGAGUCGUGCCAAGAAGAGAAGAUAUUGUACAAAUUGGUCUCUGGUCUUCACUCAUCUAUUUCAGUUCAUAUAGCUUCAGAUUAUUUACUUGAUGAAGCUACAAACUUGUGGGGUCAAAACCUGACAUUGUUGUAUGAUCGUGUGUUAAGAUACCCAGAUCGCGUUCGGAACCUAUACUUCACAUUUUUGUUUGUUCUCAGAGCAGUGACAAAGGCUGAAAAUUACUUGGAAGAGGCUGAAUACGAAACUGGUAAUGUCAUCGAGGACUUGAAGACCAAAUCACUGGUGAAACAACUAGUUAGUGACCCCAAAACUAAAGCCGCUUGUCCAGUACCAUUUGAUGAAGCUAAACUCUGGAAAGGCCAACGUGGACCAGAACUGAAACAACAGAUACAAAAACAGUUCAGAAACAUAAGUGCCAUAAUGGACUGUGUAGGCUGUGAGAAAUGUCGUCUAUGGGGAAAGCUCCAGAUUCUGGGACUCGGCACUGCAUUGAAAAUCCUAUUCACUGUCAACGGUGAAGACAAUCUGCGUCAUAAUAUCGAAUUGCAAAGGAAUGAAGUGAUUGCGCUGAUGAAUCUGCUCAACCGAUUAUCUGAAUCAGUGAAAUUUGUUCAUGACAUGAGUCCUGCAGCCGAGAGAAUCGCAGGACAUGCCUCUCCAGUGAACAGCUUUUGGCAGAGAAAGAGAAUAAAACAUAUGCUGAUCUCUUAA